AUGUUUGGUGCAGUUUGCUCCGGGCGUCCGAUCCAAUUGGCCCAGCAGGUGGAGCCUACCAAGUAUGUGCUCACGGUGGAGAACGCAGCCGCUAUAAACCACGUAGCGGUGUUCUUGCUUCCCCAGACCGAGUUUACCGAUCCCAACUUCACCGCCUUGGUGUAUUUCCAGCUUCCCAAAAGCAGCGAUUUCAAACUUCUCGGAGGCCUCAAUCCGGUGAAACCUUCGGCGAUCUUCAAGUUGAACAACACGAGUGGUCUGCUGACGUCCUACUUAGCUGACGAUGAUGCCAUGAACGACGAUGUGGCUGUUUCUGCCGACGCCACCAUCAACAUUGGCAUUUCCAUUGAGCCGACGCCGCAGGCAGAGCAGUUGUUGCUGGCGGAAAAGGAGAAAAGCGCUCUGGCGUUGGUUCCAUCCAAGAAAGCGGCUCCUAAAGCACCCCUGGACAUUGCCAAUUUGGCCAACAGAAUCGUCAAACACGCCUACAAUUACCUCAGUGGGUUUGUGGAUCCUGCUGGAAAGGUGCCCAUGAAGGCGUUCGACACGUGGUGGGACAAGUUCAAGACGAGGCUCCAGACGAACCCCAAUUUCCUUGAGGAGCUAGACUAG
Messenger RNA from Candidozyma duobushaemuli, 612 nucleotides. RefSeq lists its product as uncharacterized. Gene Ontology annotation, cellular component: nucleus; cytosol. The transcript has a single exon. Gene Ontology annotation, biological process: protein import into nucleus. The coding region runs from base 1 to 612 and encodes 203 amino acids. Gene Ontology annotation, molecular function: nuclear import signal receptor activity. NCBI's taxonomy places the organism in Eukaryota, Fungi, Ascomycota, Pichiomycetes, Serinales, Metschnikowiaceae. The record is from RefSeq and is a predicted model, not a curated record.